UGCAUGUGACCGUCAAGGCGGGGCUUUCCGAGUCCGUUCCGCGUUAACAGAAAACAAACUGAACGGCAAUAAACAGCUAUCGACUGUCAACAAGGACGUUCUUUUUCAAGUUCGUGCUAAGCAAACAGUGUCACUUUCGCACGGAGCGAUUACGGCCUUUCCCUCAAUUUAGAGGCUCCGUAAAAAUGAUGCCAGCGACCAUGUCCCUGUCUGGCAAUGCCAAGAGCAUCGUAACAAGGACUUGCCAAGCUGGGCCCUGCUUGGCGCCGAGACCCGCAGCGUCAGCUGUCAAGCAUCGGAAGCUAUGCGUUCCGCGCGCCGCUAGCGCAGAGCUGGAUGAAGUCGCGUUGCUGGAGAAAGCACUCGCGCUGGCUAAAGAGCGGGUGGCCAAGGCGAAGCAGGCCCCGCCGAGCCCCGCCGGGGUGCCCGCCGGCUACGAAGGCCCCGCUUUCACCAUAAAAACUUACAACGCCAUCUCCCCUGUCGGCCUGGCGCGCUUCCCCAAGGGCAAGUACGUAGUCAGCGGCGACGAUGCCGCUUUGCCAUCUUCGCCCAUGGCGGUCAUGCUUCGUUCUCACCAGCUCAAAGCGGAGGAGGUGCCACACACGGUGCGCUGCAUCGUGCGCUGCGGAGCUGGUGUGAACAACAUUCCCGUACAGAAGAUGACGGAGCUGGGUAUUCCCGUGUUCAACACCCCCGGCGCAAAUGCUAAUGCCGUCAAGGAGCUUGUGAUAUGCGGCCUGCUGCUGGCAUCACGAGGCAUUAUCGAGGGCAACAAGCACGUGGAAAACGUCAUCUACAAGGAAGAGAAGGAGUACGAGAAGCAAGCGAAGCGGAUUGAAAAGGAUAAGGCAAUGUUCGUUGGCACGGAGAUCGAGGGCAAGACGCUGGGCGUGGUGGGCUUGGGCGCCAUUGGUGGCCGCGUGGUGAACGCUGCUCUUUCCCUGGGCAUGAAGGUGGUGGGAUUCGACCCGGUUCUUUCGCUGGAUGCUGCCUGGAAGCUGCCGGGCGACCGUAUGCAGCGAGCAAACAGCCUGGAGGAACUGCUGAAGAUUUCGGACUACAUCACUGUGCACGUGCCGUACAUCAAGGGUGCCACGCACCACAUGAUUAACGGUUCCAACUUGGAGCUGUGCAAGCCGGGCGUGCACCUGCUUAACUUCUCCCGUGCGGAGAUCAUUGAUGGCGAGGCGCUCUUGGAUAUGUACAAGAGUGGCCGCAUGACGGGCAAGUACGUAUCUGACUUUGCCGACCCUUACCUAUCGGGCCAUCCCAGGCACGUUGUCAUUCCGCACCUGGGUGCCUCCACCGAGGAGGCGGAGGACAACUCAGCCGCUAUGGCCGCCGACACCAUUAAAGACUUCCUGGAGACGGGCACCAUCCGCAACUCAGUCAACUUCCCACAGACGGUGCUUGACAAGAAACCAGGCCACAUUGGCGGGCGCCUGUGCAUUGUCAACAAGAACGAGGCAGGCGUGCUGGGCCAGAUUACAACGUUCCUGGGUACCCGCAACGUCAACAUUGAGCAGCAGAUCAACACCUCGCGUGGCGAGAUUGCCUACACGGUGCUGGACUUCGGCAAGGUUGAGGACCCCGCAGGCCUGCAGGAGGGCUUGGCCAAGUCCUGCCCCGGCAUCAUUUCGUCGCGCUUCAUUGGCAACGUGUUCGAUGACGAGCUCGGGAAGCCCGGCACCUUCUUCUACGUCAAGUGGGCGCAGGAUAGCAACAGUAACGGGGCUAAGGCUCCAGUUGCGUGAUAGCCUAAGAAGAUGCGAUUUUUGUUCCCUUAUCCGUGCUAUCAUUUGAUAGUUGGUUAAGAUAUUAUGGUUCCUCGGAACUUGGAGCGCUCUGCGUGCGUGUGCUGUUUGUUUAGGAGGGUUGUUUUGUGUCAUGUUUUGAUUGUACAACAAAGCGAGUUGUUGGGUUUAGGAAGGUCGAGGUUUGACUGGGCGGAAAAUAGUGACGUAAACGGUAAGGCAGUGAUGACCUUGGUACAGUGCCAAUACGGUUUAAACUUACGCUGGAUCAAGUUUGGGUGCAAUUUAGUACCUGUUGGAUUGUCAUAGUACGGAUGUGGAAGGAUGGGUGAACAUAGCAAACGAAGUCUGGACAGGUUGUUGGGACUGGGCAAACAAAAGCUUGGACAGAACAACGUAUCUUGCCCUGCCGGAAUAAUAGCAUGGAGUGACUGUGGAGGAAAGUGACAAAUUGUGCCAAUCCAACAACCGCUGCUGCAUGUCAUGUGAUACGCGUUUAUUACGAUCCCUGAAUUAUGAAGUGGCACGUUGGCAUACACACCCUGCCACCGCAUUAACCUGAAGAACAGUCUCAUAAAGUAUCACCAGCCGUGCCACUCAGACCAGAUCCUUGUAACAGCGUGUUUCGUUA
Volvox carteri f. nagariensis is the source of this 2388-nucleotide messenger RNA. RefSeq lists its product as uncharacterized. The transcript is spliced from 7 exons. NCBI's taxonomy places the organism in Eukaryota, Viridiplantae, Chlorophyta, Chlorophyceae, Chlamydomonadales, Volvocaceae. The record is from RefSeq and is a predicted model, not a curated record. Gene Ontology annotation, molecular function: phosphoglycerate dehydrogenase activity; NAD binding. Bases 186 to 1757 code for a protein of 523 amino acids. Gene Ontology annotation, biological process: L-serine biosynthetic process.